Dicentrarchus labrax (European seabass) is the source of this 3501-nucleotide messenger RNA. RefSeq lists its product as uncharacterized. Bases 47 to 1945 code for a protein of 632 amino acids. The transcript is spliced from 2 exons. The record is from RefSeq and is a predicted model, not a curated record. NCBI's taxonomy places the organism in Eukaryota, Metazoa, Chordata, Actinopteri, Moronidae. Gene Ontology annotation, biological process: negative regulation of translation; protein polyubiquitination; proteasome-mediated ubiquitin-dependent protein catabolic process. Gene Ontology annotation, molecular function: protein binding; translation repressor activity; ubiquitin protein ligase activity.
AACAGGCAGGGUUGUGAGAAAGAUCAGCCUCUCUAAACCGUGUGAUAUGGAAUCAGAGGAGGAACAAAAGCUUUCCUCAACAAAGAUAUCUCGCUGGCUUCCAAAGUGUGAACAGUCUGACUGGGAGUCAUCCCAGGAUGACGAGAUGGAAUCAGCCUCCUUUCCGCCACAAGGGGAGGACGUAUUUCUGACUGUUCCUACGGUACUUAAAAACAUGGAUACUGAAGGCAAGGAGCAGGUAUACAAGGUGAAUAGCAAUGGAAAACACUACUCUCCCAGGAAUCAGAGGAAGCUGCUUACUAUGGUCUCUGGUAGAAAGACCUCCCCCUCACCUGAACGAAGACGGGAGCAUGCUAAGCUGAGUCACUGCUUGAGUUUAGACAGCCAGGAAGUAGAUAAAGGAAGAUUGAGUCAAGAGUCCAAUAGCAGACUUUUGAGGUAUGGCAACAGUGGUCUAACAUCUCCUAGGAUGACUUCAAGAGAGCCACUGACCAGCCAAAGCUGCCUAGACCUAACCUCCAGGGGUCGACCUCACUCUUGCCUCAGCCAGUCCUCUGAUGAACACUCUCUAGGAACCCAUGGUGACUCUGGUCGAGCACCAUCCCCAACAGACAGCCUUGACUCCAGCUAUACUUUCAUUGUUAGCCCUUCUCAUGACUACAACAUGAGUAGAGGCUCUUUGAAUUACAAUUGCCGUCUAUCAAAGUCUACAGUUGACUUGACACACAAGACACGCCCGUUGAUCAGUGGUGAGACAAAUGAGCAUGUAGGAGUGUGGAGGGUGAAGUGUGGCAACAACUCAAUCUCACCAACUCUCAGUAGGGGGUCAAGGGUCUCUGACAUGGGACAGACCCUUUCAUACCCUACAUAUAGAAGUCAUAAUCAUCUGCAACAGCCACAGAAAAAAAUCACAACUGGCUCAAAACAAGCCCUGGUGGCCAGGUCUUUAUCCAUGUCUGUCAUAGAUGGUUCCUCUCAAGAGCCAAAGAGAGGCAGAGGAGAGAGAGGAGAGCCCACCCUUGUGGAGUUGGAGGAGGAAGGAGACCCAUCCAUGACAAUAUUACACUCCAGAGGAGUCCAUUUGAUCAGGCAGUUUGGGAAACAGGGCUCAGGUCGGGCUGACCUUACCCUGCCAAGUGGUAUCCAUGCCACACCACAGGGCCAACUCUUUAUAGUGGACUGCGGAAAUGCACGUGUUCAGAUAACUGACCCUCGGGGCAAUGUCCUCCAGCAAGUGACCUCCCCAACUUCUGAUGGCUCUGCCAGACGAUGUCGGAACUACUUUGACAUUGCUGUCAAUGCUAAGGGUUUGAUUGCACUAAGCUGUGCAGCUGAGCGAGCCCUACUUGUGUUCAGCCGGCACGGUCGCCUGCUCCAGACCUUUGGAGGGUCAGGAUUUGGAUCUGCAAAAGAUGAGCUUGAGGCUCCCAGGGGUGUGACCGUAACCAGGCUGGAUGAGUUCUUGAUAGCUGAUAUCCGGAAAGGUACCCUCAUUGCCCUAAAGCUUGACCCUAAAACAGGCUCACGUCUUGAGCGCACUGUAGUGACCGGAUUCCACCGUCCCUACUUAGUGGCAGCCUGUUUGGGCUCAGGCAUGAUAGCUGUGUCCGAAAGGGGCAAUGAAACAGGUCAUCUUCCUUGCAUCAAAGUGCUUGAGCCAGGCUGGAACACAGUGAGAGUUCUGGGUGUAUGUGCUGGUAUGGGACCCGUCUUGGCCUGCCCCUGGGGCAUCUCUAUAGAUAGAGAUGGUAAUGUGCUGGUAGCAGACUGGGGGGAUCAGCACAGAGUCCUGUUCUACCCAGCACAGGGAGUAGGGUGGCCCAUAGUAACCCAGGGCUUGAGUAGUCCACGUGGCCUGACCCUGCUACCUGAGGGCCAACUAGCAGUGUCUGAUAGCAUGCACCAUUGCAUUAAGAUAUACCAGUACAAAGCGAUCCAGGACUAGGAAGAGUGAGUUAAUGUUUAAUAAAGAUAUGCUAUGAAAGAAAGACAACUGUGGUGAGGUAACCAAUCACACCUGAGCUCUAGUGUGUAUUUAUAUUUUAAUAAAACUAAUGCAGGUAACUUUACUGCUGAACUACAAUCUGAUGUAGCUGAUUCUGUAAACUUCACUUGUAGAACCCAACUGCAUUGACGUGAUGAUGAUGGAUUGGUGUUUGGUCUACUUGAGUCAUAUGUAAGCCAAAGGAUAUCUAUUCAUUAUGAAGGCGAAAGCUAUGAAGCUAAGCUAUAGAGACAAAAUCUAGUUGGUGCUUCACUGAGCAAAAACAGUGCUUACUGUUCUUAACGGUUCAGUAUAAAACCAUUUCUGUGUGGGCAGCCCUUAAUUUUCUCUAGGACAUGCUACCUGCUGUCAGAGUUUUAACCCACAGCUGCUAAUCUCCCGAGAUCAGCGCUGAAAAAAUCCAGUCUGAACAGUAUUCACUUUGUAUGGAUGUAAUAAAUGAAUCAAGACCGAAGAUAAUAUGAAUGAACACAUAUCCGCUAUCAUAAUAUAACAUUACAGUUAAAAAGAUAGAGAGAGAGAGAAGUGGCAGAGAUUACUUAAUUUUCCAGUGCAGCAUUUUUAUUUUGAUGAAUUCAAGGGAGAAUGGUUGCUUCAGUAAUUCCUGAAAAUUCUACAAUUUUUCAUGCUGUCACUGAUCUUUACUGACAAUGAGAUGAGCUUGGUGGCUUUUUUCAGUCCUCCCACUCUUUACUUUCAGUAGCACUGUCAUGUAUAUCCACCACUCUUUAUUUAACGUGGAUAUGCUGAUGCCAGAAAGUCACAGGUGGGUGAAUUAUCAGCAGUGAAACCAGACUGUCAUCCAAAUUGUGAAAUCUGUCUGUUUAUAGUAGAUGUUUCCUGCAGGGGACCAGUGAAUUAUUUGGGAUCAGGCAGAGGUGUAAAGUUACUUAGUACAUUCACAAAAGUACAGUAUAUUUGCAUUCAUUUUACUUAACUAGAGUACUUUCUUUUACUGUACUACAAAACAAAGAUUUAUUUUUUACCCUUUGCUGAUAUACAUUAAUCUGACUGCUGUGGUUACUCAUUACUUUUCAGAUUCAGAUCUGAAAACUUCUACAUAAGCCUUGUUUUAGCUCUAUUAAUGCAUUUCUGACAUUAUAAUCUGUGUUAGGUUUAGAUUUUUAUUGUAUGUGUGUGUUUGACUGUCUUUGGUGACUAUUAAAAAGAUUACCAAUUCUAGUCUGUACUUACCCAGAAUAAGCUUUCCCUGUAGUUUAGGUUGUCACCAUGAGGUUUCCACUACAGGGCAAUGUGUUAGAUAUGGAAAGAGGUUAGAUCUAAACUUACACCCCCCCAGCAGUAUAAGAAAGUAGUCAAAUGUAGCUCAAAUACUUCUUAGAUGUUUAUCAAUAAUGUAACACUAUGACAAAGAUCAUUCUUCAUUUAGUACUUUUACUUUUAAUCCUUCAGCGCCUUUUUUUACUGCUAAUACUUGCUAUCUUUGCUAUCUUUAAUACAAGACUUUUACACGUAAUGGAGUCUUUUGUUUUUCC